AUGCCAGUCUACCACAUCGUUCUCUUCCGCCUCAAGCCAGGCGUCACGCAGGCCCAGCUCGCCAACUGGGUCACUGUUGCGGAGAGCAUGGUGGGUAGGAUCCCCGGUUUGGUUUCGUUGAAGGCCGGGCAGCCGUUGCCUAUCAGUGUUCCCCGUGCCAAGGGGUUUGAUAUGGGGAUCGUGGCGGUGAUGGAGUCGCCCGACGCCGUGGCUUCUUACGCUACGCACCCGGUCCACCUUGAGUUUGUUUCCGCCUUCCUUGUGACAGGUGUGUUCGAAUUGGCUAAUUCGGGGCUGUAG
Aspergillus novofumigatus IBT 16806 is the source of this 300-nucleotide messenger RNA. RefSeq lists its product as uncharacterized. NCBI's taxonomy places the organism in Eukaryota, Fungi, Ascomycota, Eurotiomycetes, Eurotiales, Aspergillaceae. The record is from RefSeq and is a predicted model, not a curated record. Bases 1 to 300 code for a protein of 99 amino acids. The transcript has 2 exons.